Molecule: messenger RNA, 9460 nt
Organism: Clupea harengus (Atlantic herring)
Lineage: Eukaryota; Metazoa; Chordata; Actinopteri; Clupeiformes; Clupeidae
Gene: utp20
Product: UTP20 small subunit processome component
Cellular component (GO): small-subunit processome; 90S preribosome; nucleolus
Source: RefSeq, a predicted model, not a curated record
GGCGGUCCCCUGUAGCGGCAUGUGUGUGUAAACCUGGUGUAAACACUUUAGCUUCAAUUCAAAACAAAGCUGUUUGGAAAACACAGAUGAUCAUAGCUGGAUACUUUUGUUAAACACAUACGAUAUACAAAAUGAAGCUGAAGAUUAAACCAACAUCCCACAAAUCAGAGAAUACUUACCGGUUUCUCACUUUCUCCGAGAGACUUGCCAACGUGAAUAUCGAUGUCAUCCAUCGCAUUGAUCGGAUAGAAAGCUAUAACGAGGAAGUAGAAACGUACUUUUACGAAGCUUUGAACAAAUGGCGAGAUCUAAACUUAACCGAUCACUUCACCACCUUCCUGAAAGAGGUGUCCAACAAGAGCCAGUCCUUCAACCUGCUGGUGUUCCAUCAGAAGGCAAUAGUGGACAGCCUGAAGACUCACCUCAGUAUAAAGAACAGCAUGGCCUUUCAACCUCUACUGGAUUUGGUGGUGCAGCUCGCUCGGGAUCUACAGGCGGAUUUCUACCCCCAUUUCCCAGAGUUCUUUGUCAUCAUCACCGCCAUCUUGGAAACCCCGGAAACGGAAGUGCUGGAGUGGGUCUUCACCUGUCUGUCUUACCUGUACAAGUACCUGUGGAGGCUGAUGGUCAAAGACAUGAACAUGAUCUACAGUAUGUACAGCAAGCUGCUUGCUCACAAGAAAGAGCACAUCCGCAACUUUGCAGCCGAGAGCUUCUCUUUUCUUAUGAGAAAGGUUCCUGAUUUCGAGGCGUUGUUCACGGUCAUGUUCUCCGACCUUGGCGAGCAGUCCCAUAAGGCUGCAGGGGUGGGCCAGCUCAUCUUUGAGAUGUGCAAAGGGGUCCGCAGCAUGUUCCACUCCUGUGCCAGCGUGGCUCUCCCUGUAGCUCUGCGUAAACUGGGCUCCUCUGGAGAGAAAGGGGGCGUGACCCUGCCCUGGGAUGAUGUCAAAGAAGCCCUGGAUCACAUGACUGAGUCUGCAGCCAAUCAUGUGGAGAAAGAGCACUUCCUGGUCCUUUGGGAUGCUUUGGAGGGCUGUGUGAAGGAGGUGGUUCCCCGCCUGCAGGGCCCUGGAUCAGAUGAGGCCAGUCAGCACAUAGAGCGCCUGCUGCUCCUGUACCACACACUGGUGCAACACCGCAAGGGGGAAAAGGUCACCAAACCUGCCGCCGUGUGUGAGACACUCCUGCUGCUGGUCCAGACUAAGGGUCUGUCGUACUCCUGCUGCCAGAGGCUGCUGCAGGUGCUCGCCUCCCUACUGCUGGGGGAGAAUGUGUCUCUGUCACCGCCGCUCAUCCAGGACGCUGUCAAAAAGGUGUUCCGCAGUGGAAUGGACCGUGACCUGAUUUUGACCUUGUCCAAAGAACUCUUCAAGAUGAACCAGUUUGAGCAGCUGGUGUUGCCCAGUAUGCUGGUGUACCUGGAGGUUCUGUUCGGCGCCGGAGACCAAGUGGGUCGGCAGCAGGCCCAAGAACUGCUGGUGAGGCUGAUCCUGGAGAAGGCAAAACCCCCGACUGACGGCUCCAUGUCCUUUGAGAAAUACCCGCUGUUCUUCACAGGACAGGCACAGGGCAGUGAGCUGCCUGAGGGUGACCAGAAGGAUGGGAAGGUGUCUGUGCCACAGUAUAUCCUCUCCCUCAUAGAUCUGCCCCCGGACCUACCCCUCACCGACCUCUCCCUGCCCUGGGCUGCCCUUGUCCUCCUUCCCCAUAUGCGGCCUGUGGAGUCUGCGUCUGUGGUUCCAAUCCUGGCCGCUCUUCUGAAUCGCCUCCUAACUGACGUGCAAGCUGGGGAGCUAGGGAGAGCUGGUCUGUACGUGGCUCGCCAGGCUCUGAGCACUCUGCUGAGCUUCAGGGAGUCGGCUGAGGUCCUCUCUGUCGUCCCGGUGGAGUUAGUCAGGACUAUAAUACAAAAAUACCCCUCUGAUCUCUCCGCCUUGUUGCUCGGCGACCUCUACUACACCAGACUGUCAGUCAACGGCUGCUCCAACCACCUAUCCCACGAUGCAUUGCUGGAGCUGUACCACAUCCUGAAGUCUAACUUCUCCUCCAACUCCUCCAAGAUCCGUCUCUUGUCUUUGAGGAUCAUGAGUCACUUUGAAGCAGAGCUGACUAAGUCUGCUGAGGCUGAAGAGGCCACAGACAGGCAGACGGUCUUUGCCAUCUGCCUGCAGGCAGAGCAGGUUCCCGCCACUGUUCAGGACUACAGGGAGAAACUACUGCACCUCAGGAAACUACGCCAUGACCUGGUGCAGCCAUGCCUGCCCCAUGGAUCCUUUCACGAGGUGCCUUUGCGUUACCUGAUCGCUAUGCUCUUCAUAAACUUCAAGCCGCUGUGGGACGCCGUCAUUGACCUGCUAGUGUCUCAUGCUAAGGGUAUGGACAAUAAGGAGUUCUGGAGUGUGUUCUACCUGCAUCUGGAGAUGGUGGCCAAACUGGCCGAGCAGGAACUCCAGGACAGUGAUGAUCAGGAGGAUGAUGAUGAAGAUGAGGGAGAUGAAGGUGGUGGUGGUGAUGAUGAUGAAGAUGGUGAUGGUGAGGGAGGAUGUGAUGAAGGUAUGGAGGAGGAAGAGCAGGGGCCUGACCUAGGGCGUGAUGUGACGGGUAGCGGUGAUGUGGGCGUACUCUUCCUGAAGCAGCUGGACGAAGAGGAGGAGAUUGGUGACCGCACCGACUUCACCAACUUCCGGAACCUGCUGUGGAAAGCCAUGAGCCAGUUCCCGGACCGCGUGGAGCCCAGAAGCCGAGAGCUCACCCCCCUACUGCUGCGCUUCAUCAGGAAGGAGUUUUUCCCUUCUGACUUGCUGGUGGCCCCCACCCAGAACCUCCUGAAAGCCAGCAGCUCUUCAGCAGAAGGGGACACAGGUGAGGAGGAGGAGGAGGAGGAGGAGGAGGAAGAGGCGGCUUCCAAAGGCAGGAGGAAGACCCCAAGAAGAGCUGCUGCCAAGCAGCUGCUUGCCCAUCUGAAGGUGUUCUCGAAGUUCACCAACCCCCGUGCCCUCUACCUGGAGCCCAGCCUCAUUCAACUCUACACAAAGCUGCUCUGCCAUAAGGACCAGUACAUCCAGAAGAUGGCCUUGGAGUGUGUGCUCACCUAUAAGGACCCCGCCAUCCUGCCCUACAAAGUGAACCUGGAGAGACUGCUGGAUGAUAAACACUUUAAGGAUGAGAUUGUCCACUUCAACAUCUCUGAAGAGGGAGCAGUAGUCCAGGAUGACCACAGACCUCAGCUUAUACCACUGCUCAUGAGGAUCCUGUAUGGGCGCAUGUCCACUAAGGGGGGCAGUAAGUUCCAGGGCAAGACUAGCACUGCCUCCCGCUCCUCCAUCGUGCUGAGGUUCCUGGCUGGAUGCCAACCGCAAGAGCUAGGCAUCUUCAUAGACAUGCUUCUGGAGCCAGUGUCUCACCACAGUCAAGGUGACUGUGCGGAAGCGGUGAAGCGGGUGAUCCAACAGACGGACCUGGGUGCGGUUCUGCCCGUGGGGCGUCAGCACAGCCUGCUCAACGUCAUGGAGGUUCUGCUGGACAAACUGGGUCACCUGCUGGACACACACCUGCCCAAGCUGCUGCAGAUCCUCCUGUGUGUGUCUGCGGGCGUCUCACGUUUGCUCGAGCACAGAGAACAGUUAAAGCCAGGCUGCAUUGCUCCUCUGAAGAACCUAAGGCGUUUGGGGGCUCUGCGUGUUCAGGAUUUCUUCAACAGCUUCGACGCCUAUAACUUCACCGCCAAUGAGAUAGACGCAAUCUUCCUCGCUGUUGUCUGGCCUCAGGUGUGUCGUCUGCCCUCAGAGAGCCCCUAUGCCCCUACCCCUCUGCUCAAACUCAUCCAUAUCUGGAGCAAGAACGCCAGGUUUUUCCCUCUGUUAGGCAAGCAGAAGCCGGGACACCCUGAGUGUUGCGUCCUCCUCAACGUCUUUGCUCUGCUGUCCGUCAAAAACGCCUCCCCGAAAACCAUCGCCAUGGUGAUGGACAUCGCCGAGAGCUUGCUCACCACCGAGGACUUUGUCACCAUGGAUACGGAAAAUGAAGCAGAGAAGGAGGUGGAGCUGUGUGUGAAUGACUGUGUGGUGCCGGACCUGGGCGGGGCUACUGACAUCACAGCAGACUCUGUGAGUAUGGGUUCUAGACUGCUCUUCCCUCACGUUCCUGCUGUUCUUCAGUACCUGGGUAAGAUGGUGCAGAACUCCGAACGCCUCAAGAAGAAGAAGUUCCGCGCUCAGGUCUGCAAGGAACUCAACAUCCUCUCCAAGAUCAGCCGAUUUGUGACGGAUAGAGAACAGAGCUCCACCCUCAUCACUUUGCUGCUUCCUUACCUGACAAAACCCAAGACUGGCCAGGAUACUGAGCUGGACAUCCUGGAGACGGUACAGAACCUUCUGAAGCAGUGUUCCAACCCAGCAGAGUUCCUCAAGCCCCUGAGCCGCCUACUGUCUAUCCUGCACAGCAAAGUGUCACGCCAGGCACUGUGUGCUGUGUUUGAGACACUGGCUGAGUUGGAUGGAACGCUGAAGUACAUCACAGACAUGACUGUGCAGUUGAAUGCGUUUGACAGUCGUCACCUGGAUGAGAUCUACUUUGACGUGCGUCUGCUGGCGUUCCAGGAGGCCACUCGGCGUGUGAAAGAGAUGAGCUCGCUGGACAUGAGAUACCUGCACACACUCAUGCACACCUGCUUCCACUCGUUUGAGAUCGGGGACAUGUCCCUUGCGGACAGCGCCAUCCUGUGUCUGUCGGCGGUCAUUGAGCAGCUGGCCGCCGUGGGCUCUCCAGAGCAGGAGUACAGAGAGAUCGUCCAGCAAAACAUCCUGGACGCCAUGCGCAAAGGACUGAGGAGUAAGGCUGAGAGUGCCAGAAACGACUACACCACGGUUCUAGCGUGUCUGGUCCGGUCAUUCCCUGAGCGACCCGAGUUCCGGGACCUGGUCCAACUCACAGACUACAAUGACCCAGAGUCCGAUUUCUUCGAACACAUGAAACACAUACAGGUGUACAGGAGAGCACGAGCUCUGAGGAGGAUCGCUAAGCAGCUGAUGGAGGGCACAGUGGUGAUGUCAUCACGCUCCAUGCAGAACUACAUCAUGCCCUACGCCAUGACCGCACUGUUUGAUGAGAAGAUGAAGAGGAAUGACAACAUGAGCACCGCAGGUGUGGAGGUGGUGGGCGCGGUGUGUAAGCGUCUCACCUGGUCUAAAUACAUGUACUACCUCAAACAGUUUGUCCAUAUACUACAGACGGGCUUGGCCGAACAAAAACUGGCAGUCAAUCUGCUGUUGACGGUUCUAGAGGCGUUCCACUUUGAUCGUGAGACCCUGAGCAAAGAGAUUGAAGCCGCCAAGACCAGGAAGCAGGAAGUUGCCGCGGAGGAAGAGGUUGAUGAAGAGGAGGCCGAUGAAGCAGAAUCUGAGGACAGUGAUGGCGAGGAUGCCGUUGAAUCCCACUCCACAGAUGCAACCCAGACAGAGGGGGAUGCGGUUGCCAUGGAGACAGAGGACUCGGCCAAUAGACCAGACAGCCAGCAGAAGGAGGCGGGUUCUAAGAAGAGGGCGACGCCCACCGUCUGCACUGGCCUACCGCGGAGCGUGCAGGACCUGGAGGCUCUGAUUGGCACUGUCAAUCACACCGUCACCCAGAGCGUCCUGCCCCGCCUACACAAGUGCCUGACCGCUAAAGUCCAGAGAGAUGAUGAGCACAAGGCAGUGAAGUCUAAAGAGGUGAAGGAGGAAGAGGUGGCUCGGGUUCCUAUCGCUUUCGCCAUGGUCCGACUCAUGCAAACCCUUCCUCAGGACGUCAUGGAGACCAACCUGCCCGGGGUGCUGCUGAAGGUGUGUUACCACCUGAGGAGUCGUUUCCAGGAGAUCAGAGACGUGGCGAGAAACACACUCGUCAAGAUCAUCCAGGCCCUGGGAGCGCACUACCUGCAGUACUUACUGAAGGAGAUGAACAGUGUUCUGACCAAGGGCUAUCAGGUCCACGUGCUGACCUUCACUGUGUACCAACUGCUGUCUGCUCUGAGAUCCUCACUGAAGGGUGGAGACCUGGACCCCUGUCUGGACUUGCUUGUGGAGAUAUGUAAUAGCGAGCUGUUUGGGCCGGUGGCAGAAGAGAAGGACAUAAAGGGAAUUUCGUCUAAGCUAAUGGAGGCUCGCCACAGUAAAAGCUCAGACUCCUACGAGCUCCUGGCCCAGUUCACUAGCCAAAAGAAAGUUACUCAAGUCAUCGUGCCACUCAAAGAGAUUCUGGAGAAGACUAUGAGUUUGAAGGUGUCUCGGCGGGUGCACAUGGUGCUGAGGCGAGUGAUUGCCGGGUUACUGCAGAACGAGGUCAUGACCCCUCAGUCCAUCCUGAUGUUGAGUCACGGCCUGGUGAACGAGAGUUUACCACUCCUCACACUGAGGAACAAGCAGAAGCCCCUCCCACCCCCAGACCCCCGACUGCCCCCUCCUAGCUGCCUGCUGUUGCCCCAGACGCCCAAGAGAGGCUUCCAGAAGGCCGCCAUCAACACCAAGACCAACAUGCACAUCCUGGUGGAGACAGGGCUGAGUAUGCUGCACCUGAGCUUGAAGAGCUCAAAGGUGAACUCUUCUGUGUCUGAUGUCAAAGAGAUGCUGGACCCCUUCGUCUCACUGCUGCUGGACUGCCUCAGCUCCAGACACGUCAAGGUGAUCACAGAGGCGCUGCAGGCGUUCAUCUGGGUGCUGAAGUUCCCCCUGCCAGCCGUGGAGGAGGGGGCGCUCCAGCUCACCCGGCAGCUCUUCCUGCUGCUCAAGGACUACGCCAGGGCCGGCGCCGCCGGGGGCGAGAACUUCCAACUGGUGCAGAACUGCUUCAAGGCCAUAACAAUACUGGUUAAAAGUGUCACCAAACAUCAGAUCACAGACACACAACUGCAAGUGCUUCUGGGAUAUGCGGAGGAGGACAUCUACGAUCACACCCGCCAGGCCACAGCAUUUGGUCUACUAAAGGCCAUCUUGUCCAGGAAGCUGGUUGUUCCAGAGAUGGAGGAGGUAAUGAAGAAGGUUGCUAAGCUGGCUGUCACUGGAGCCAGUGACCAGGUCCGAGUACCCUGCAGACAGAUUUACCUGAAGUACCUCAUGGACUAUCCCCUGGGGAAAAAGCUCAAAAAGCACUUAGACUUCAUCGUAGCCCAGCUCAGCUAUGAGUACGACACAGGGCGGCAGUCAGCCCUGGAGAUGAUGGCUUACAUAUUCCAGAAUUUUCCUCAGAAUCUGCUGUUGGAACACUGUGGUCUGUUCUUCGUGCCGUUGUCUCUGGCCGUGGUGAACGACGACUCGGCGCGUUGUAAGAAGAUGAUCGCCCUCGCCAUCAAGUCCCUCCUGAGCCAGGUGGACGCCACGCACCAGAACAACAUGUUCGCCCUGGUCACCACCUGGAUCACCGGAGACAAGGUAUCGCUGAGGCGUUUGGGCGUGCAGGUGUGUGGUCUGUUCGUCGAGGUUGAAGGAGAGCGCUUCACCAAGAGACUGGAAGCCCUUCUGCCACUUAUUGAGAAAGAGAUCCACAAAGACAACUUUGAAGACAUUGAAGAGGAGCAGGAUGAAAAGGCUGCUGAUAGGCUGCUGUUCGGCUAUCUCACCCUCAUCACUAAACUCAUCAAAGACUGCGGAUUCCUACAGCUCACCAAGCCCAAGGAUACACUCACCAGCAUCUGGGGUCACCUGCAUGCCCACCUGAGGCACCCGCACUCCUGGGUGUGGCUGACGACGGCGCAGGUGUUUGGCCAGCUGUUUGCGGCCCAUAAGCCCGAGGAGCUGCUGGAGCAGUGGAGCCUCUCUCAGGAGGACAGCACUAGCAGCCCAGCCAUGCCUGUGGCCACCACGUUCCUCUACAGCAGCCUGGACAAGAAGAUGAGGGAGCUGGUCCUGUCCUUCAGCCACCAGCUGCAGUCGAAGUUCCUGGACCCAACAACAGGCGACCAGGUGGUGAAGAACCUGCUCUUUGUUGCCAAGGUGAUUUACCUGAUUUCACCGGAGUCUGACGUCAUGGAAACCAACAAGACUGCUGAGAAUGGAGUGACACAAACAGAAGAAGGGACAGAAGAGGAAGCCAUGAAAGCAGAAGACGAAGCCAUGAAAGCAGAAGAGGAAGAGGAGGAUGAAGAAGAAGGAAAACAGGCUGAGGAGGAAGAGGAGGAAAAUCAGGACGAUGCAGAUGACGAUCAAGACGAUAAUCGUCUUCCCUCGUUACUCUGGGUGAUGAAGAAGCUGUGUUUGUUGGCCAAGAGAGAGGCAGCAUACACACCUAAAGUUCCUCUGAAGAGGACGUGUGUGUUUAAGUUCCUGGGUGCCAUGGCAGUGGACCUCGGGAAAGAUCGCCUUGCCCCGUACCUGACCACCAUCAUCGCCCCACUGCACAGAGAACUGGACAGCACCUAUGCAGACCAGGACCCGACCCUAAAGAACUUGGCUCAGGAGCUGAUUGAGCUGCUAAAGAAGCUGGUCGGACUGGAGCAGUUCUCUCUGGCCUUCGCCGCAGUGCAGAAGGACGCCAGCAAGAGGAGAGCAUUGCGCAAGAGACACAAAGCCAUGCAGGCUGUUUCCAACCCGGACAUCGCUGCCAGGAAGAAGAUCAAGAAGCACCAGAAGAUGGAGGUCAAGAAGAGGAAGAUGGAGUUUCCUAGAAAGGGCCCGAAGGCAAAGAAGCUUAAACCGAAGGGCAAGUCUGCGAGGGACCUGGCCAUAUUACAGUGACCCUGCAAUAGAACCACCAUCUGUCUGUAGCGCCAGAUUACACACCCUGACCCUGACACUGCAGGGCAGUAAGGAGCUAUCUGCAGCAUGGUGGGUGGAGCCUCUUCAGACACACUACUACCUGUGGCCAGCGAUCAUAAACAGACUGGAAUGAGUUCUUUCCCCGGCUGCCAUCGUCAGCUUUUUAAAUGGCCAGAGAGCGUCUGGUGAAAAUCUGCUGUUAGUUUGGUGGCGAUGUGAUGGCAGAUGUUCUUAUUUGGGAUGGUGUUUGUAUGUAUGUAUGUGUGUGUUUGUGUGUUUUUGAAAAGACAAGACAGACAGCUAAUCCAUGGUUAAGAUUGCCAAUGUCAGUUUGUAAACAGCAGGAGCUUUUCAUUAAUCCGUCUUUUUGUCCCUUCCCCUAAGAAUCGCCAGCUGUCUUUGUGUGUGGGGGGGCCCUUGUCCUACCUGAGUUGGAAAACAAUGAGCAACCUGAAAUGGGUUCCAUGGUGAAAAGUGGCAUUAAUGCUUCUGUUUUCUUUUGGGGAUGGGCUGCCUUGACUUGGUCGCCUAGGUGAUGACAUCUGCCAUACUGUUAUGAUGUGUAUGUGUGGGAGAAUGACUUGUUGGAGUGAAUGCUCAGUUGAAUGCAAAGCUUGAGUUUUUAAUAUACAGAACUGAUGUCUUGUGUCUAAAAUUGUCCUACAGAGAUACUGUUCCAGGACCUUCAGUGAUUAAACAAUCUUAUCCUUGACUGAGGGACAGAUGCAAACACA